AUGGCUUCUUCUUCAUUACUCUCUAUCCUUGUUCUCACUUCUCUGCUGUUCUUGUUUGCCACCCCCUCCCGUUCUUCAGAGAAUGGUGUUGCUCAGGAACCAGCUCCUCCUGUAAGGUCCAGGAAAAUUUCGGAGAAUGGUGUUGCUCGGAAACCAGCUCCUCCUGUAAUUUUGGAGAAUGAUGUUGCUCAGGAACCAGCUCCACCUGUUAGGUACAGGAAAAUUUCGGAGAAUGGUGUUGCUCGGGAACCAGCUCCUCCUGUAAUUUCGGAGAAUGAUGUUGCUCAGGAACCAGCUCCACCUGUUAGGUACAGGAAAAUUUCAGAGAAUGGUGUUGCUCGGGAACCAGCUCCUCCUGUAAGGUCCAGGAAAAUUUCCCACAAUUCCGAGAAAGUUACUUUGUCUCUAUAUUAUGAAUCUCUUUGUCCAUACUGCGGCAGUUUCAUAGUAGGUCCUCUAGCUCAGGUCCUGGAGACUGAUCUCAUGACCAUUCUCAAUCUCAGACUGGUUCCCUGGGGAAAUGCUAUUCUAGAUUCUAACAAUACCAUUGAGUGUCAGCAUGGGGAAGAUGAAUGCUAUCUGAAUAUCAUCCAUGCUUGCAGCAUCAACAUCUGGGCUGAUUUGAAGAAGCACUUCAACUUCAUCAAGUGCAUCGAAAAGCAAUAUGCAGUUCCUGAUAGAACUGGAGCAGAAGAAUCCUGGGAAGCAUGUGCUGAUAAAUUGAAGCUGCCUACAGAACCCAUCAAGAAAUGCUAUGACAGUGGACAUGGAAAAGAGCUUGUCCUACAAAAUGGCGAAGAAACAGAUCAUCUCAGUCCGCCUCACGAAUACGUGCCCUGGGUGGUUGUGGAUGAUAAACCUCUCCUUGAUGACUAUAAAAAAUUUAUAGACUAUGUUUGCAAGGCAUACAAAGGCAAACAUUUGCCCAAGACUUGCAGUUCCGAUCCCAACAACUCAAUUAACAAGGAAAACUCACCCAAAUCAGUCUGCUAUGCAAGUGAAGCAAGGUCAACUGACAGUUCAAAGAUGCCCCAGAUGAAGAUGGAACCCCUUGCAUGA
Messenger RNA from Dovyalis caffra, 1059 nucleotides. Lineage: Eukaryota; Viridiplantae; Streptophyta; Magnoliopsida; Malpighiales; Salicaceae. The record is from the annotation of a GenBank genome assembly.